Messenger RNA from Protopterus annectens (West African lungfish), 2618 nucleotides. RefSeq lists its product as uncharacterized. The transcript has a single exon. Gene Ontology annotation, molecular function: protein binding. Bases 330 to 1925 code for a protein of 531 amino acids. NCBI's taxonomy places the organism in Eukaryota, Metazoa, Chordata, Ceratodontiformes, Protopteridae. The record is from RefSeq and is a predicted model, not a curated record.
CCAGCCCAAGCGCUAGGAUCAUUGUUGUCACUGUGGUCCUUUCUUCUUGCCUGUUAGCAACAGGUUUGCAAGAGAUGCCGAAUAUCUGCCUUUUAAGUGGAAUACGUUAAAGGCUUCGGGGGGAAAUGCCAAGCAAGCAGACUACUUCUUCUACAGAUAUGCUGCGCGUCGCCUUGGUUACAGCGUUUCAAUUAUGUUUUCCCAUACAUAAAUAGGGAACGAGGUACAGAGGCUUCGUUCCCUUACUUAUCAAGCUGGAGGAAUAAGUUCUCAAGACUUACUGCACAGCAGUGUAUAAAAACACAAAAGUUCUAGGCCAUCUCAAGACCAUGCAGAAAUUAGUUGUGAAAUAUGGUCUACAGACCGGUAUACGUGCUCUGCUAGAUGCCAUGGUUACGGAUAAGAUUCACCUGGCGCGUUUUAUCCUGGAUGUGCUGGACGACAAAAUUGUGAACGUGCGGACGCACGAGGCGCGAACACCACUGAUGGAAGCAGUACUGUUGCAAGAGGCUGAUGCUCGUGCACGCUUUGUGGUCCUGCUGUUGGAGCGGGGUGCCAAUGUGAACUGCCAGGACGAUGUGGGGCGCACGGCUCUUAGCUAUUCCUGCGAAGUGGGCUGUCUCCAUACCGUCAAGGCACUGGUACAGAAAAACGCUGACCCUGAACUAGAGGACGUAUGGGGCAACACUGCUCUAAUAUAUGCCACUGUAGCCGGACACAGCGCUGUUGUGGAAUUCCUGGUGAGGGCGUUUAAGCGAUUUGGUUUAGAUAUUGACCGGGCUAACAUGGUGGGUAAUUCUGCUUUACACAUUGCCAGGUAUAUGGACCACCAGGACUGUGCCCUCGUACUUAACAGUCAAAGCAAGAAAGACUGUGAAUCUGAAUUAUUGAACUUGCAAGAAGGGGAAAACAAGCAGUCAAGAGUCAGACACAAUGAAAAACAAACGGUAGCAGAGCUGGUCCAGCAACAAGCUGAUCCUAAAUUUGAGAUACCUUCCUUGCAUCAUCUCAGUGUUGGACCCUUCUUGGAGAAGCGUACCCUUCCAACUCUGGACAGGAAUCGAUCUCUAAUAUUUAGAAGACGACUGGAGUCCAUGGACUUGAUUAACGAGGAGAAAAGGGGCACAGAGAGCUGCUCUGAUUCGCCUGCUCCUGUUUUAUCCAGCCUCCCUACCCCAAUACCUCGUAUACGAUCCUGGAGUGUACAGUAUGGUAACAUCUCGGACAGACAGGUGGAGAAGGUCAGUGAUGGAUGUUUUCCUCCUUUGUCCAACGUCCCCUCACAUUAUUCACCGACACGAACUAAAUCAGCACAAAUAGGCAUUUCAAAUAGGUCAGGAGGCCCUACUUACUUUGCUAACAACAGUUCGAUGCUCAACCACCUGGACAUUCUCUUAACACCGAUUGCUCCAGCUAAAGCAUGUCGAGACAACUUUAAUUGGGAAAAAACAAAGCAUUUGUCUAUAGAUGCUAAAAUGAAUAGUUUGAGUGAAAGUUACUACAAAAAACGCAGCAGUUUGCCAAACAGUGUCUUUUCCCCUACCCCACCAGAUCGCACUAUUUUACCUAGGUGUAAAGCAAAGAACUUGAACUUAACAUCAAACCCGCAGUUAGUGCCUUCAGCCUCAAAUUCCCCAUCAUCCUGCUCUCCAAGGACAACAUUCGUCGUGUUUGGGAAUAAACUUCUCAGGCGCUUCACAUUCCCAGAUUUCCGUGAACAGGACACAGAAGGACUUGGAAGUGUAGGUGGCACUGAUGGUACUGCUCAGUCCUGCCCCGAGGUGGCACUGGGAUCCAUGCUACCUAGAUCGGAGACUUUCCCUCUUAGCAAAAGUCACCAACAAGUAGGCAGCAAGCCCAGCAUUGAUGGCAUUAGUGAGGUCAAGUGUGAGUUUGACUUUCAAUUUAAGAAGAGCACUUCUUAAAUGUCCUGUUAGCUUUAUGGGGGUAGCUUUUCGUGCAAGCUCCUUUAGGGCGGCUAGCAAACUCCUUAUGGACACCUUUCGACAAGCAUCGAGAGUUAAGGACAGUUAAAACCAGAAUGUGUAUGUCAGUUGACUAAGAACCUCGACGUUAUUAACACGGAUGUAUGUCUGCUCUGAAGAACAUAUGUGCUAAUAAUUGUUGCCAUUUCUGUCUGCAAGGCUUUCCUGGACAUUUCUCGGCUUUAACCCACAUUGUAAUUCUUGCUGAAUGGUUCUUUUCUAGGUGGAAUAUUUAUCUGAUUUCAGCGCAGUCUGCAUUUUGCCUUAAAACUAAAAUCUGUAUAAAAAUUAAACAUUACGCAUGACAAGCUGGAGUUUUAAUUAUGAACAUUACACCUUGGAAACUGAGACAGAGAUUUGCUUCUCACUUCACUGUGAAUAAGAAUACAGUUCCUCAAGAGCGCGUUGUAAUUCUUCGUAUUUUCAGUAAAGCCGGCAUGCAUUUCAGACACGAACUUUUUUAUGCAAGAAAGUGAUUUUUUUUAACUGCGAAAUGGGACAGUCUAUGAUAAUAUUUGCUCCAGGCUAAGUUCUGAAUAAAUGUAUGUUUUUACAGUCUUUGAUUUCCGCCGUUAGAAUUAAACGUAGCAUUGUUUACAAGCACACACUAAUAAAUCAUUUUUUCUUCUUUAA